AUGCCGGGCACAACGGUGAGCAGCCCGGGGCUGCUGCUUCUUGCCCCUCGGCAGGCGGACUCCGAGCCGCAGCUGCCCCGGGCCAGCAGCAGCCGGCAGCUCGCAGGUGAACGGUUCAGGUGCCAUCCCGUGGGCACGGCGGUGCUGAUUCUGCUGCUCCUGGUGCUCCUGGCGCUGGCUUUGGGGGCGGCCUUGGCUGUGCUGGCAGCACCACAGGUUCCAGUCACACCUGCGACACCGCUGUUGGUUCUGGGCUGUCCCCGUGGCUGGGUGGGCUACAAUGGGGUCUGCUACUACUUCUCAAGGGAUUACAGCACGUGGGAGCAGGGUCAGGAACGGUGCUCCGAGCUCAAUGCCUCCCUGGCCAUUGCCCAGGAUGAGGAGGCCAUGGAUUUGCUCUUCCGCCUCCGCGGGAACGGCGAUUUCUGGCUCGGGCUGCGCAGACGGGGCGAGCGCCUGCACUGGGGGGACGGCAGCAGCUACAGCUCCCGGGUUCCUGUCCUUGGCACUUCCGAGUGUGUGUACCUGGCUGACGAUAAAUUCAGGAGUGAGUUCUGCUCCAAUGAGCGGCCGUAUGUCUGCAGCAAGGCCCAAGCUCCCCUGUAA
Melospiza melodia melodia is the source of this 606-nucleotide messenger RNA. Its product is annotated as C-type lectin domain family 2 member B-like. The record is from RefSeq and is a predicted model, not a curated record. The transcript is spliced from 5 exons. Bases 1 to 606 code for a protein of 201 amino acids. Lineage: Eukaryota; Metazoa; Chordata; Aves; Passeriformes; Passerellidae.